AUGUAUCCAGUCUAUCUUCACUUGUGCGUACUCAUAAAGCCUUUGAAGGAGGUAAAAGAGAGUAGAACCGGGGGAGUCCGACCCGAGAUGAAUGCCGAAUUAGAUAUGACCCUGCCCGUGAUUGAUAUUCUGGAAGGGGCCAAGUUGCGCGGGGAAUUCCUCCCCGGUUUCGACGGCGCAAGAGAUGUGUGGAGGGAAGAUAUUGAGAUAUAUGCCCCCGGAUACUUGCAAAUGGAGGCCGAGGGGAACGAGGCGGACUAUGAUCAUCACAUCUCAUCGAUCCGGAUGAAGCAUUUGAGAUUCGUCAAAGUAUGUAUCAGGAACAGACGGGUCCAGCGCUGGCGCGGCGGAGUUCCCGUUACGUUUCUUAAAUCGUUUAACUGUCGCUUUGGCAUCCGCAAAGAGCUUCAGAAUCUGGUCCAGAAGUCCUUGGAACACGGCUCAAGAGACAAAUGCCGCGAUUAA
This is a messenger RNA of Talaromyces stipitatus ATCC 10500, 465 nucleotides long. RefSeq lists its product as uncharacterized. NCBI's taxonomy places the organism in Eukaryota, Fungi, Ascomycota, Eurotiomycetes, Eurotiales, Trichocomaceae. The coding region runs from base 1 to 465 and encodes 154 amino acids. The record is from RefSeq and is a predicted model, not a curated record. The transcript is spliced from 2 exons.